Messenger RNA from Nicotiana tabacum (common tobacco), 5822 nucleotides. RefSeq names its product E3 ubiquitin-protein ligase UPL3. The record is from RefSeq and is a predicted model, not a curated record. Gene Ontology annotation, biological process: protein polyubiquitination; proteasome-mediated ubiquitin-dependent protein catabolic process. Gene Ontology annotation, molecular function: ubiquitin protein ligase activity; protein binding. Lineage: Eukaryota; Viridiplantae; Streptophyta; Magnoliopsida; Solanales; Solanaceae.
AUGGACUCCACAAACGAAUCUUCCGGGUCGGGUACCCGAACCCGCCGUGGUAAGAAUCCUAGUCAUGGUUCCGAUAAAGAUAAUAAUAAUUUGGAUAAAGGUAAGGAGAAAGAGCAUGAAGUUAGGGUUAGGGAUAAGAAUAGGGAUAGGGAUAGGGAGGCUGAGAGGAGUCUAGGAUUGAACAUAGAUUCUGGUGGUGGUGAGGACGAUGAUAAUGAUAGCGAAGGGGGUGUUGGUAUUUUGCACCAGAAUUUAACUUCAGCAAGUAGUGCACUUCAAGGACUUCUUAGGAAACUAGGUGCUGGAUUGGAUGAUUUACUCCCCAGCUCUGCAAUGGGGUCUGCGUCGUCGUCCCAUCAGAGUGGCCGGCUCAAGAAGAUAUUGUCCGGUUUGAGGGCGGAUGGUGAGGAAGGGAAACAAGUAGAAGCUCUGACUCAGCUGUGUGAGAUGCUUUCUAUUGGAACGGAAGAUUCACUAAGCACAUUUUCCGUGGACUCGUUCGUACCUGUGCUUGUUGGGCUGCUGAAUCACGAGAGCAAUCCUGAUAUUAUGCUUCUUGCAGCCCGGGCUCUUACCCACUUGGUUGAUGUUCUACCUUCUUCUUGUGCUGCUGUUGUCCAUUAUGGAGCUGUUUCAUGCUUUGUAGCUCGGCUGCUUACAAUUGAAUACAUGGACUUGGCUGAGCAGUCUUUGCAAGCUCUAAAGAAGAUAUCUCAGGAACACCCAACUGCUUGCUUGAGGGCUGGUGCGCUGAUGGCUGUGCUUUCUUAUCUCGAUUUCUUUUCCACUGGUGUUCAGAGAGUAGCAUUAGCAACUGCUGCUAAUAUGUGCAAGAAGCUUCCCUCAGAUGCUGCUGACUUUGUCAUGGAAGCUGUACCGCUUUUGACAAAUCUCCUUCAAUAUCAUGAUGCAAAGGUAUUAGAGCAUGCUUCUAUCUGCUUGACCCGUAUUGCCGAAUCAUUUGCAUCAUACCCAGAGAAGCUAGAUGAACUUUGCAAUCACGGACUUGUUACCCAAGCUGCCUCACUCAUCUCAACCAGUAACUCUGGAGGUGGUCAGGCUUCACUCAGCACGUCAACCUACACAGGUUUAAUCCGGCUUCUUGCGACAUGUGCCAGUGGCUCUCCACUAGGAACUAAAACUUUACUGCUGCUUGGUAUCAGUGGAAUUCUCAAGGAUAUUCUAUCAGGUUCUGGUCUUGUGGCCUCUGUGUCUGUUUCAACUGCCUUGAGCAAACCUCCGGAGCAGAUUUUUGAGAUCGUGAACCUGGCAAAUGAGCUUCUUCCUUCGCUGCCUCAAGGGACCAUCUCUCUUCCAACCAGCACUAAUUUGUUGAUUAAAGGGUCUGUUGUGAAGAAACCUUCUGCUGGUGGUUCUACCAAACAGGAGGAGACGAAUCUAUCUACUCAGGAGGUUUCAGCUCGAGAAAAAUUAUUGAAUGAUCAACCUGAACUUCUGCAACAAUUUGGAAUGGAUCUGCUUCCUGUGCUGAUCCAGGUAUAUGGAUCCAGUGUCAAUAGUCCAGUUCGCCACAAGUGUCUCUCUGUUAUUGGAAAACUUAUGUACUUCAGCAGUGCAGAUAUGAUUCAAUCUCUAAAUAACAUCACUAACAUAUCAAGUUUUUUGGCUGGAGUAUUGGCCUGGAAGGAUCCCCAAGUGCUGGUGCCUGCCCUUCAAGUAGCAGAAAUUUUAAUGGAAAAACUUCCUGGAAUUUUUUCCAAGAUGUUUGUGCGAGAAGGUGUUGUUCAUGCUGUAGAUGCUCUGAUAGUGUCUGCGUCCCAUAGUUCAGCUCCUUCCCAGCCAUCAUCUGCUGAGAAGGACAAUGAUUGUAUACCUGGGUCAUCUCGCUCUAGGCGUAAUCGACGUCGUGGCAAUAAUUCAAAUGCAGAUGCAAGUUCCAUUGAGGAUCCCAAGAGUACAGUUCCUGGGAGUGGAUCACCGCCAAACUCAUUGGAAAUUCCAAAGACCAGUUCUAGCAUUCGCAUGGCAGUCAGUGCAUGUGCUAAAUCUUUCAAAGAUAAAUACUUCCCUUCAGAUUCAGGGGCUUCUGAAGUUGGCGUUACUGAUGAUCUUCUACGAUUGAAGAAUCUCAGUAUGAAGUUGAACGCUGGUGUUGAUGAACAAAUAUCUAAAUCUAAAGGAAAAUCAAAAGCUUCUGCUCCUCGGCUUGGAGAUAUUUCUGCCAGUAAGGAAGAGACCUUGGCCGAACUGGUAGCUUCCAUGCUGGGGGAGCUCAGCAAAGGGGAUGGUGUAUCAACUUUCGAGUUCAUUGGAAGUGGAGUUGUUGCAUCUUUGCUGAACUAUUUUACAUGUGGAUUUUUUUCCAAGGAAAGAAUCUCAGAUGCUAAUUUGUCUAGGCUUCGACAACAAGCAAUCAGAAGAUAUAAGUCUUUUAUUGCAGUUGCCCUUCCUGCUACUGUUGAUAGUGGAAAUAUUGUUCCUAUGACUGUUUUGGUUCAAAAGCUUCAAAAUGCCCUAUCUUCGUUGGAGCGGUUCCCUGUCGUGCUGAGUCAUUCUUCCAGAUCAUCUACCGGAAAUGCGCGACUUUCUUCAGGUUUAAGUGCUUUGUCGCAACCAUUCAAGCUACGCCUUUGCAGAGCUCAAGGGGACAAAACCCUCCGUGACUACUCCUCAAAUGUUGUGUUGAUUGAUCCUUUAGCAAGUUUGGCGGCAAUUGAAGACUUUCUUUGGCCUCGAGUUCAGCGAGUUGAGUCUGGACAAAAGGCCUUUGCGUCAGUAGGCAACUCUGAGUCUGGGACCACCCCUGCAGGAGUUGGUGCUUCAUGCCCAUCUACUUCUACUCCGGCUUCUGGAUCUCGGCGUACACGAUCUAGGUCAGCGGUUAAUAUAAAUGACGGUGCAAAGAAAGACCCGCCACAGGAAAAAAAUGGAAGUUCUUCCAAGGGCAAAGGAAAGGCUGUUCUGAAACCGGCUCAAGAAGAUGGCAGAGGGCCCCAGACAAGAAAUGCUGCUCGAAGACGAGCAGCCUUGGAUAAAGAAACAGAGGUGAAACCCGUGACUGGGGAUUCUAGUUCCGAGGAUGAGGAGUUGGAUAUGUCACCUGUUGAAAUUGAUGAUGCUUUGGUCAUUGAGGAUGACGAUAUAUCUGAUGAUGAUGAAGAUGACCAUGAUGAUGUGUUGAGAGAUGAUUCUCUUCCUGUUUGCAUGCCGGACAAAGUUCAUGAUGUUAAAUUGGGUGAUUCUUCGGAGGAGAAUCCUGCCGCACAGACGGCAAAUGAUAGCCAGACAAAUGCUGGUGGUGGUUCUAGCAGCAGAGCUGCUUCUGCUCAGGGAUCUGAAUCCGUUGAGUUCAGGAGUGGGAGUUCUUAUGGUUCAAGGGGUGCAAUGUCAUUUGCUGCUGCUGCCAUGGCCGGACUUGCAUCUGCUAAUGGUAGAGGUGUGAGAGGUGCUAGAGAUCGCCAUGGACGCCCUCUCUUUAGCACUAGUGAUCCGCACAGACUUGUAUUUUCUGCAGGUGGAAAGCAGCUUAAUAGGCACUUGACUAUCUACCAGGCUAUCCAGCGGCAGCUUGUCCUUGAUGAGGAUGAUGAAGAGAGAUAUGGUGGCACUGACUUUGUAUCUAGUGACGGAAGCAGACUUUGGGGUGAUAUUUACACUAUCACAUACCAAAGGGCUGACAGUCAAGCAGAGAGGUCUACCAAAGGUGAUGGGAGCUCAACUUCCACCAAGUCUAACAAAGCUAGUUCUUCAGCAAGUGCCAGUGCUGAUCCCUCAUUGCAUCGAGCAUCAUUGUUAGAUAGUAUAUUACAGGGAGAACUUCCUUGUGAUAUGGAAAAAACCAAUCCUACUUACAACAUUUUGGCCCUGUUACGUGUACUGGAUGGAUUAAACCAGCUGGCCCCACGGUUACGGGUCCAGUCAGUUAUUGAUGAUUUUUCUGAAGGGGAAAAGUUGAGUUUAGAUGAGCUCAGUGCUGCUGGUGUCAAAAUUCCUCCGGAGGAAUUUGUCAACAGUAAGCUCACUCCAAAGUUGGCCCGACAGAUUCAGGAUGCUCUAGCCCUUUGUAGUGGGUCUCUUCCAUCAUGGUGUUAUCAGUUGACAAGGUCCUGUCCAUUUCUUUUUCCAUUUGAGGUUCGACGCCAGUACUUCUAUUCAACAGCCUUUGGAUUAUCUAGGGCUUUGUAUCGGCUUCAGCAACAACAAGGUGCGGAUGGUAAUGGAUCUACCAAUGAGAGAGAAGUUAGGGUCGGGAGAUUACAGCGCCAGAAAGUCCGUGUCUCUAGAAAUCGCAUUCUAGAUUCUGCUGCGAAAGUAAUGGAGAUGUACUCCAGCCAAAAAGCUGUUCUUGAGGUUGAAUAUUUUGGUGAAGUUGGCACUGGUUUGGGUCCAACUCUGGAGUUCUAUACCCUUUUAAGUCAUGAUCUGCAAAAAGUUGGACUGGGAAUGUGGAGGACGAGUUCCUCAUCAAGUGAACAUUCAGUGGAAGUGAGCGUGGGUGAAAAACUGAACAGGGAAGAUAAAGAACUUGUCCAAGCACCUCUUGGAUUAUUCCCACGUCCCUGGCCAUCGACUGUUGAUACUGCUGAUGGAAACCAAUUCACCAAAGUAAUAGAAUAUUUCAGAUUGCUUGGGCGUGUGAUGGCCAAAGCACUUCAAGAUGGGCGGCUUUUGGACCUCCCUAUGUCAACAACUUUCUAUAAGCUUGUCCUUGGCCAAGAGCUUGAUCUGUAUGAUAUUCUCUCUUUUGAUGCCGAGUUGGGAAAGACUUUGCAAGAGUUGCAAGCUCUUGUUAGUCGGAAACAAUAUAUAGAAUCAAUGGGAGGCCUGGGCCAAGACAAAAUUAGUGAUUUGCAUUUUCGUGGGACUCCAGUUGAGGAUCUUUGUUUAGAUUUCACGCUCCCAGGCUAUCCUGAAUAUGUUCUGAAAGCAGGCGAUCAGAAUGUGGAUCUUAGUAACUUGGAGGAAUAUGUUUCUUUGGUGGUUGAUGCCACUGUGAGGACUGGAAUUGGGCGGCAGAUGGAAGCAUUUAGAUCUGGCUUCAAUCAGGUAUUUGACAUUUCAGCUCUGCAAACAUUCUCUCCUUCUGAGUUGGACUACCUGCUUUGUGGCCGUAGAGAGUUAUGGAAGGCUGAGACUCUUGUAGAUCAUAUCAAAUUUGAUCAUGGAUAUACAGCCAAGAGUCCCGCUAUUGUUUAUUUACUAGAGAUCAUGGGAGAGUUCACUCCUGAGCAGCAACGAGCGUUCUGUCAGUUUGUCACUGGUGCUCCCCGGCUUCCUCCAGGUGGUCUGGCUGUGCUCAAUCCUAAGUUGACAAUAGUGAGGAAGCAUUCAUCUAGUGCUAGUAAUACAGCAUCAAAUGGUAAUAUGCCAUCAGAAUCUGCAGAUGAUGACCUACCUAGUGUGAUGACAUGUGCUAACUACCUGAAACUGCCUCCCUAUUCUACUAAGGAAAUCAUGUACAAGAAGUUACUCUAUGCGAUCAAUGAAGGCCAAGGAUCCUUUGAUUUAUCAUAAGUCACCUGACAAAUGGACUUGUGAAUACAACUGUGAAAUUGUUGUGUCUGGUCCUCAAUAAAGGCGGCUCUGGCCCAUGCUCAACUAGCAACACCAAGCUGACAUUGGAGCCUUGCUUCGGCCGUGUGAUGAUGGGAGAUUUUUUCUGCGGGGGUUCUAUGCUGCAAAUGCUUGUAAAUAUGUAGGAAGAUUGUUCUUUCAAUUUUGACGUUUUAAGGUCGUGCAGCACAUACAUGUAAGGGCAUAGUGUGGCCUUUUUUUUCACUUUGCUUCUCGCAGAUAAAAGGAAUGUUGUACUUUGACAUUUCAGUUACUAGUAAUAUGCUCCAAUAAAUUGGCCAGCAUAA